UUCGCGUCAUCUAACGAAGGACACAACAUAACUCAACAUGAAGAGUAUGCUAUUGCCCUGGCUCUUUGUUCUUUUGUCGUCCUUAUUCAUUGGAGAAUCAACUCAGUCGCCGCAUCGCUUCAUCGAAAACGAACGAGUUGUUGACGCGCUUGACCAAAUUCUCUCUAAUGCCGAACUUCAAAAUCUGCUGAGCUCUACCAAUAAAUAUCCUGAACGAACCAAGAUUUCUGCAAAAGGAGCGAGAGAUUAUCGCUAUGAAGAUACUCUUCUAUUUGUGCUUUAUAAACUUCGGACCUGUUUGGAGAAUUUGGUCCAGAGGCAAGAACGCGAAAUUUUCAUGACCCCGCGAGUAGGACGAGACAUAGCUUUUAUCCGUUGAUCAUAUUAUGGAGCACGAUUGUAUGGCUAUAACUGGAUCAAUUAGAGUUACAUUUGUAAUGGUUUAUACUUUUCAUUCGGAAUAAAAUAAAAA
Molecule: messenger RNA, 472 nt
Organism: Hermetia illucens (black soldier fly)
Lineage: Eukaryota; Metazoa; Arthropoda; Insecta; Diptera; Stratiomyidae
Exons: 4
Coding region: 38-379 (113 amino acids)
Source: RefSeq, a predicted model, not a curated record